UCCAUCAGAUCCUUAUCAUGUACCCACUUCUUUGCCAUUUUGUAUUCCUUUUAUCUAGGCUUUGUUGAUCUUUUUAGUUUCUCGGGAAAGGUAAAGAAAAACCUCUCAGAAUUAAGAUUUUGAAAUCUGGUCUUGUCUCCCACUCUUUUAUAGUACUCAUCAGAUCUCUCCUUGUUUUCUGGCAUGAAUUCUUCAAUGCUGGCUCAGAAGUUUGAGCUCUUAUUUUGGUUGUCCAAGGCAGUAGUGCCUUCUAUCUCUUUGUCCCUUUUUUUCUCCCACCACCCAUGUUGCAUGAUCUAAAACUCCAGCUUGUAUUUGUGAAGAAAGAGCUGGUGACCACAAAAGCUCCCUUCAAAACUUUUGUCAGAGGAAAGCUAAGUAGCAGAUGCUCGCCGCAAUCUCUUUAGCUUUAGCUUCAACUUUCGGCUUGUAAUGAUGCAAGUAUAACAAGUUCAAUAUUUUAGUUGGUAGAAAGGUUGAAGGAGGAGAGGACUGAAGCCAAGAAGACUCUUUUAUCUAUAAAUUAUCCAAGGAUUCUCUUGAAUGGAACCCAUGGAAGAGCCCCUGAGAGGGAUUGGAAAUUUGCAUUUGGAUCUGUCUGAUGGCAUAGUGGCUGCAUCUGAAUCAGGGGAGGUGCCUUCUACUCCCUCAAUGGUUUAUACCGAUGUUAACGUCGUCCCCGAGCAUGACAACGAAGUGUCGGUGCCGGCGAUCUCGAGCUUCCAAGACAGUAUUUUUCUCAAGGCAGAAAUUUCGGCAUUGAGAGCAAAGCAGAGGUCUUUGGAUGUGAAACGGCGAGAAGCGCUUGAUAAGAUACUGGACAUAAAAGGAAGCAUCAGAGUGUUUUGCCGAAUUCGAAACGGUCUUUCGAUGGAUAACAAAAAGAUAAUGUCGCCCAUAUCCACCGGACUGGAGAAGAUCACGGUCAGAUCGGUAGGAACCAGGAAAGAAUUCAAUGUCGAUAAGGUAUUCCCUCAGGAUUCAACACAAGAGGAUGUGUUUCUAGAGGUGGAGCCAAUCCUUAGAUCUGCGCUGGAUGGCCAUAAUGUGUGCAUUCUUGCCUAUGGUCAGACUGGAACUGGAAAGACAUAUACCAUGGAAGGGACUAAUGACCGACAGGGAAUUGUGCCUCGAGCCAUCGAAGAGCUAUUUCGCCAAGUUUCAAAAGACAAAUCGACAUCCUUUAGCUUGUCGAUGAGUAUGCUAGAGGUCUACAUGGGUAGUCUCGGGGACCUCUUGUCCCAAAGGCACCCUUCAGCUAGAACCAUGAAUUCCAUCCCCAAAUGUAGCCUCAGCAUUUUAACUGGUAGUAAUGGCACUGUUGAAGUUGAGGGACUCACAGAUGUGAUGGUACCUGACCUCAAACAUGCGAACCGAUGGUAUGCCAGGGGGAGGCGUGCUCGUGCUACUUGCUGGACUAAUGUCAAUGAGGCCUCAAGCAGAUCACAUUGCUUGACUAGAAUUACCAUAUGCCGAUCUGGAGAUAAGGUGGAAGGUGAUAAAGUGGUAAGCAAGCUUUGGCUGGUGGACCUAGGAGGAAGUGAGCGCUUGCUAAAAACUGGUGCCACUGGACAAACGCUAGAUGAAGGGAAGGCUAUUAAUCUCUCUCUAUCAGCCCUUGGUGAUGUUAUUGCUGCUCUGAAAAGGAAGCGAAAUCACAUACCCUACAGGAACAGCAAGCUCACUCAGAUUCUUAGUGACUCUCUGGGUGAUGGUUCAAAGGUUUUGAUGAUCGUGCACAUCAGUGCUAGCGAAGAUGAUGUAGCGGAGACAAUAUGUUCUUUGAGCUUUGCAAAAAGAGUGAGAGCUAUAGAGGCCAAUGUUUCAGAGGAUGCGAAGAAACAGAAGGAAAAGUCUAUUGCUGAACUUGAGCAGCAGAUACAUGAUACUGAAGAAGAGCUCCAUAAAGUAAGGAGCCAGAUAGAAAGAGUUGAGAACAUGGUUCAAGAGAAUAACAAGCUUUUUCUUAAUGAUGAUCAGAAGGGAUCACCAAGAAGCCCUCUAAUAUUAGAUCAGAUAGAAAUUGUAGGAAGCCCCCAAACCACAAAGAAAGUCAUCGGCAAAACAUGUCAUACUUCAGUUCCUCAUUUCAUGGCUUCUACGGCUUGCAGCCGUCAGAGGCAAAGUGCAGCCGGGGAAGUAAAUAGCAAAUUAAGAGCAAUGAGAUUUGGAAACAAAAGCUCGGCGAAUUUCCUUGGAUCCCAGUUCCUAAGCUAUUCAGGCCCUUAUCUCCUAGCAAAUUCUCGAAGCUCAAAGAGUAAACAAGUAACAUGUGAAGCCAACAUUUCCAAGUGCAGACAUUCAUUAUUUUCUUGCAAUCCAGAUAAUGCUAGCCAGAAUAGCACAGAUUUAAAGCCACCCAACUUACCACGGAACAAAAAAGUCUCUACUUCUCAGCCCAACUUUAGAGUUACUCCACAUCAACACAGAAGGAGGAUGUCUGAUUUAACCUGAUGAAGCAAUGGCAGCAAAUAUGAUUGUUGCAACAAUAAAAUCCGGCUUUGUGUGUGAAGUGUUGACUUUGACUUGUGACAUAGAUUUUGUUUUGUACAUUAUUUCAUGGUAACUGAUAUUGUCUGGUGAGUUGGAUUGAUUGGUUUGCCAACUUUAACUCAGCCCUUCAUUUAUUGUUUUAGUGCAGAAGGGCUUGUACCAGAAAUUUGGUUUGUCUAAUUUGAGGGGGUGGUUCUAUGUAAUUCUCAGGUCUGUUAAUGCCUGUUAAUAUUCUGAUUUGUAUCCUUGCUUCCUUGAGAAAGUA
Elaeis guineensis (African oil palm) is the source of this 2758-nucleotide messenger RNA. Its product is annotated as kinesin-like protein KIN-14O. Gene Ontology annotation, molecular function: microtubule motor activity; microtubule binding; ATP binding. Gene Ontology annotation, cellular component: microtubule cytoskeleton. Lineage: Eukaryota; Viridiplantae; Streptophyta; Magnoliopsida; Arecales; Arecaceae. The record is from RefSeq and is a predicted model, not a curated record. Gene Ontology annotation, biological process: microtubule-based movement.